GAUAAUUUAAAAAAAAAAAAAAGAAGCAAAAAGUCAAACAAGAUGAACAGAAAACAUCACCAUCAUCAUCGUUCAACUUAUAAGCCUCCAUUUCGGUUGAAAAACAGACGGGGUUCUGCUGAUUCAAAUUAUUCUCAACCAUCUUCCGAUCUGUCGCUGGACGAGGAAAAAGAAUCUCUUCGGAGAGAGAAAGAGCGUCAAGCUCUUGGCCAGCUGGAAAAGGCGAGAACAAAACCAGUGGCAUUUGCAGUACGCACGAAUGUAUCAUAUGAUGGUAGCGUCGACGAUGACUCGCCGGUACACGGCAGUGCGGUGUCGUUUGAAAUAGGAGACUUUUUACAUAUUAAGGAAAAAUAUGACAAUAAUUGGUGGAUUGGUCGUCUUGUUAAGGAGGGUUGUGAAGUUGGCUUCAUACCAAGUCCUGUGAAGCUUGAACACAUUCGUAUUCAAGCUUCUGCAGUACGAUCGUCAAAAUUAUAUGCAUCCAAAGCUUCAUCGAGUGGGAAUUUGGGUACGGCUACUGCCCCCGUUCCUGAACCAUCGAGGGGCAGUACUCCUCCAACUCCUGGCGAUGAAAGUGAUUCAAUGGGUGCAUCGCGUCAUCCAAAAACACCACUAGCAACUCCACCAACCAAAGAAAAACGAAAACCGUUCUUUAAGAAACAAGAGACAUCGUCACCAUAUGAUGUUGUUCCUUCAAUGCGUCCCGUAGUAUUAGUGGGACCAAGCUUGAAAGGAUAUGAAGUAACUGAUAUGAUGCAAAAAGCUUUAUUUGAUUUUCUCAAACAUCGGUUUGAGUCAAGGAUAAUUAUAACUCGUGUUCAAGCAGAUAUAUCAUUAGCUAAACGAUCCCUGAUGAAUAAUCCUUCAAAGCGAGCAAUCAUGGAGCGAUCUAACAGUCGCUCCACGUGUCUGGCUGAAGUGCAGGCUGAGAUCGAAAGAAUAUUUGAAUUGGCACGGACACUUCAGUUAGUAGUUUUAGACUGUGAUACUAUCAACCAUCCGUCACAGUUGGCAAAGACAUCAUUAGCACCAACUAUAGUUUAUUUGAAAAUAGCUAGCAGUAAAGUUUUGCAGAGAUUAAUCAAAUCACGCGGUAAAGCUCAAGCAAAAAAUUUAUCAGUACAGAUGGUUGCGGCUGAGAAACUUAGUCAGUGUCCACCGGAAAUGUUUGAUGUAAUUUUAGAUGAAAAUCAGUUGGAAGAAGCUUGUAAUCAUUUAGCAGAAUAUUUAGAGGCUUACUGGAGAGCAACACACCCGCCAGUGAGAUCAACACCAAUGCAAAGACCAUUGCCACAAGAAGUUUCGACACCGGUUGAUCGAAUGGGAACAACACCUCCUGCAAUGUAUGGUUUUGAUGAUUUCAAUACCUCAUAUCUAUAAAUCGUUAGAAAAUUAUGAUAAAUUAUAC
This is a messenger RNA of Chironomus riparius, 1411 nucleotides long. NCBI's taxonomy places the organism in Eukaryota, Metazoa, Arthropoda, Insecta, Diptera, Chironomidae. The record is from the annotation of a GenBank genome assembly.